Molecule: messenger RNA, 3050 nt
Organism: Cucurbitaria berberidis CBS 394.84
Lineage: Eukaryota; Fungi; Ascomycota; Dothideomycetes; Pleosporales; Cucurbitariaceae
Product: apses transcription factor-like protein
Exons: 3
Coding region: 239-2821 (860 amino acids)
Cellular component (GO): MBF transcription complex; SBF transcription complex
Molecular function (GO): transcription coactivator activity; DNA binding; protein binding
Source: RefSeq, a predicted model, not a curated record
CCCCGCCCAACCCGGACACUCGACAUCGUGACGCAUUAGCCAACACACCUGAAGUCGCAACAAUACCGUGAGCGACUACAUUGCGCUUGCGCACUGCACCUACACCAACACCUACACCUACACCUACACCUACACCUACGACUACCCCGUGCCUGCCUCCCAUGCCCGCCGCUUGACCCACCAGCCACCAGCCACCUGCACCCACUCGCGCAUUCACCUUCAGCACUGCGCUGACAUAAUGCAAGUCGCGCGCUCGUCGGUUUCUGCCUCCUUCCCCGCUGGGUCGCCGCCGCAAGCUGUCAUGUAUGGCAAUUCUCCCCACGGCCAUGGACUCAUGGCUGCCCCCGGCUUCAACCGCUCCUUCGACAACAUGAACGGCUUCCAGCAGCACGCCAUGGAGAAGCCGCAGAUAUACACCGCUGUCUACUCGGGCGUCUCCGUCUACGAAAUGGAGGUCAACCGCGUCGCCGUCAUGCGCCGACGCUCCGACGGCUGGCUCAACGCUACCCAGAUCCUAAAGGUCGCAGGUGUCGACAAGGGCAAGCGCACAAAAGUGCUGGAGAAGGAGAUAUUGACAGGCGAGCACGAGAAGGUGCAGGGUGGCUACGGCAAAUACCAGGGCACAUGGAUCAACUACCGCCGCGGAAGGGAGUUCUGUCGCCAGUACGGCGUCGAGGACAUUCUGCGCCCGCUGCUCGACUACGACAUCAACGCCGACGGCAACCAGGGACAGGGCAUCGAGACGCCCACCAAGGAGCAGGCCAUGGCUGCCAACAGGAAGCGCUUCUACACCCAGAGUAUCGACGGCCGCAGCACCAGCCAGAACGUGGGCGGCACCUUCUUCAGCAACAUUUCAUCUACAGCUACUAGCGCACUCGCAGCCAUGAACAAGGUUGCACGGCUGAACUCGCCUGCUCCACGCCCAGCGUCCUCUUCGCAAGGACGAAGGAGCAUGGGCCGCCCGUCGCAAGGUCCGGUGGCUAGCCAAGAGUCGUUCCGCACAAGCAGCCAGCAGAGCAUCGGUUCAGAACGCAGCUUCAACGCAGCCAACGGGCAUGCAGAUUCUGCCUAUGGGACCGGAAUGGAUGACCUACAGGAGCCACCAAGAAAGCGCAUGCGUACGUCACAGGACGAGUCUUUCUCGCAACCAAACGGGGCUGAACUAUCUAUGCGCGAUCUUGGUUCGCCAACAGAGCCCAGCGAGUCCUUCUACCAACAUCAAACUGGACAUAACAUCAGUCUCCCAGAUGGCGAGGUGCCAUCAGCCUUACCACCCCUUCCGCAUCCUGACACCAAACACAACGAAGAGAAGCAGGCCAUGUUGACGGAUUUGUUCGCAGACCAGACUAGGACAGACUUCACGAACCACCCAGCAAUACUACAUCUGUCUGGCGCAGAUCUUGACAUGCCCAUCGACAACACCUCCAACACCGCCCUACAUUGGGCAGCGACCCUUGCUCGAGUAUCGUUAAUGCGACUUCUUGUAUCGAAGGGGGCAAACAUGUUCCGAGGAAAUGCCUCAGGUCAGACACCAUUAAUGAGCGCCGUAUCUGUCAACAACAGCUUGGACCAUAGCUGCUUUCCUGAGACGUUGGAGAUCCUUGCACCCCUCAUCGAACUACGAGACGCUCAAGGAAGGACUAUUCUGCAUCACAUCGCAGUAACAUGCGCUAUCAAGGGGCGCGCAGCGUCCAGUAAAUAUUAUCUUGAAGCGCUGCUAGAGUACCUUGUCCGCAGUAACAUUGGCGCCAGCCAAAUGCCCUCCUUUCACGAGAGCAUAAACUAUCCCAAGCCGAUAGGGCUGAUGCGUUUUAUGCAGGAGAUGGUGAACGCUCGGGACAAGGCAGGCAAUACGGCACUCAAUCUAGCAGCCAGGAUUGGAAAUCGAAACAUCAUUUCCCAGCUCAUGGAGGUUCAGGCCGAUCCGACCAUUCCCAACCAUAAAGGAACAAGACCAAUUGAUUUCGGUGUUGGCAGUGACUUGGGCGAUGGGGAGACUAUGAUUACCGCAAGCAGUCCGAGUAAAGGCAAGGCGCCGCUAAGCAAGGUGGAAGAGACGAGUCGGGAGAUACAGCCUCUAAUGAGCGGCAUCCUCCAAUCCGCCAGCAUGCAAUUCACCCAAGAAGCACGCCUAAAACAAGAUGCAAUAGACCGCACAAACGACCUCAUAACCCAACUCUCGACUCAACAAAAACAAGAGCAACAAAGUCUUGAAUCUUUUCGUGCUCGAUUACGCUUACGGCAAGACCGAGCAAAGCGAAUAACCAACUUGAAACGCUGGUUAGAGCCGCAACGACACAUGUUGUCUGUUAACGCAAGUCCAGCCGACCUCCGCGAGAAGAGACGAAUUGGAUAUGCCGACGCAGAAGGCGUUGGAGUCAUUAUCAACGAGGACGAUUUACCGUACGAGCUACGGCAAGUGGGCGACCAUCUUAUUCGCAAUGCCUCAGAUGGGCCAUCGUACCUCUCUACACCUCUACCGCUCGAUCCUUCCACACUCAAUCAAAUUCUCCGCCAACCCCAGUACCAGAAUUUCGCCGUCCAACAGUUACCCUCCACCUCGGUUCUCCGCCAUCGCCUGGACACUUACACCGUCACCAAUGCCGCGUUGCUCAAUCGGAGCAGAAUAUUGAAGGAGAAGGACGGCCAGUUGGAGCAGAUGUAUCGUAAGGUAGUCAGCUUGUGUACCAAGGUCGAGGAAGGGAGAAUUGAAGAGUGUCUUGAGGGGUUAGUAGCAGCACUAGAUAGCGAAGAAGGAGAGGGCGUGGAAGUAGGGAGGGUAAGAGAGUUUUUACGCAAGGUUGAGGGCGUGGAGGCCUAAGUGCUGCAUAAACGUCGGGCGAAUGAGAAUCGUGGAGCGUGAAGAAACUGAUAAACUCGGUCUUCAAACUGUCCUCGGGCACUGUUUUUUUUGGUGUGCGCGUUUUUCUUGCGUGUGUAUUGGCUAUUCUGCAUGGCACAACAACACCAGUCCGGCGAGGCUGCUGUAUGAUGAGGUUUUGCUAUAUCGUUUUCCUUGUCGAUAUGAAUGAUAAUCUUUUCUCACGACU